AUGGCCUUUCCUCAGAAGGAUUGUGACCGUUCCAUUGAUUCGGUUGUGCACACUACUAUCCCGUAUCCCAAUAGACACCAUGUUCCCUCCUCGGACUCGGUCUACGGCCGAAUGCAAAGACCUCCUCACGACUCGGAUAGGUCUCGUACCCAGGAAUUCUCUCCUUACGAAACAAUGCUAAAGUACGCACGCUCAAACAUAGAUCCGGAUAACAGGGAAGUGGUGUGCGGUCCUCUGCUGAACUAUCGACAUAUGGAGGAGGAUCGCUGGAACGGGAGCAUCCUGAUCGUGACGAAGCAGCAAGGAGAAAUCCCGCGGUCAUCGCCAACUCUGCUUCUCCGCCGAUCCAUUGACGAGGAUUAUGCAUCUCGGGCGGAGGCUUAUACGCAUGUUAAAGGAUCUCUGCUAUACUCUGACAGCAGGUGCAGCUUCUGGAGAUUCGAUAUAAGUGUGACGAUGGAGUCAACGGAAAGCAGGUGGGAAUACACUAUCGCAGAAGUGGACUUUCAGCAUAGAGUCAGAGGACUCACCAAUUCCUUCGUCGUACCGUCUUGCAACGAGUCCAUGCGCAUCAUGUUCUAUUCUUGUAACGGGUGGUGCGACGGAGCAGAGGAAGGAGAAUGGAAUCAUCUUUCUCUUUGGAAGGAUGUGCUGAGACGUCAUGAUAAAGCACCUUUUCAUGUUAUGAUUGGCGGAGGCGAUCAGAUUUAUAAUGAUGAAAUCUAUCAGUCAGGUCCAUUGCUGGAAUGGACCAAGAUUGAAGAUUCCCGCGAGAGACUACGAUAUCAAUGCUCAAGGGAGCUCCAGCAAGCCUGCGAUGACUGGUACCUUGAUAAUUACAUUCGCUGGUACAAUACGGAGCCUUUCGCCUCCGCCCUGUGCCAAAUCCCGUCACUCAAUAUAUGGGAUGAUCACGACGUGCGUACAAUCUGUUGCAACAUGGACCAGAAAAAAGACUUAAUAUUAUGCAGAUCAUCGACGGAUUUGGAUCAUAUGCCAGAGAAACGAUGGAGUGUUCUGUACGUGUUACACCCAGACGUCCGAAUCGUCACGGCACGCCCUAUGUCACGGACCCUGCUCACACCUAGAGACCAGGUAUUUCAAACCAUUGGUGCUCUUGCUCAUAAAUACUAUAUGCUGUUCCAGCAUCAUCUUCCUCCUACCAAGUGGGACUCGCACAUUCACGAUCACGAACCGCAUAUUGCAGACCCCAGACCCGAACCACAAUAUGUUCUGGGAAUGAAACCUGGGCCCUACAUUGCGGCUCAUUCGCAUAGCAUCUUCACACGGCUGGGUGCAAGAAUGGCGUUCUUAGGAGUAGAUGCUCGGACCGAGAGGACCCGUGAGCGAACAAACUACCCCGAGACUUAUGACCGUCUCUUUUCGCGCGUGGACGAAGGACUGCACGCGGCAGCGCGAUCCGAUCGGCCGAUUAGGCAUCUGAUCUUGCUGUUUGGCAUUCCUCUCGCUUAUCCGCCCCUCACCUGGCUUGAAACCGCCUUCGAAGGCUCUGCCGGCCGUUCGUUCCAACGCCUGAGUCAAAAGCUAGCCAUUGGUAAGGCCACAAGAAUGACGAAAAAGCACAAAAAGGCUGAGAUAGUAUACCGCGCAGGUGAAAAUGCGAUUAACCGGUUUGACGGUGCCAUCGAGCUUCUAGACGACCUCAACGACCACUAUACGUCCACCUCCCAUCAAGACGAGCGUCGAUAUCUGAUAGAGCGGAUCCAGUCCAUCUGCGCGGCGCAUUCCGUCCGCGCCACAAUCCUAAGCGGUGACGUCCAUCUCGCCGCCGUGGGUCGAUUCUUCACCAAGCAUAAAGGCCAUAUUCCCGAAAUCGAGGCGGACUUUCGAUUCAUGACAAACAUCAUCUCAUCGGCGAUUGUCAAUCAACCGCCCCCCGAGGCGGUGGCCAAGCUGAUUUCGCACGCCGACAAAAUCAGAGAGCUGAACGCGGAAACAGAAGAGACUCUUUUCAGGAUCUUUAGAGAAGACUCCCGGGAUUCCAAGCAGGAGCCAAAAGGAACCGCCGUGGCCAUGCCCCGCCGCAAUUUCACCAUCAUCACGGAAAACUCGCCCAAUAACCGGGGCCGCGACACCCAUGGCUUCAAACUAUCCCUGCGACAGUUCCUGGCAAAGCAUGGACACCGGCCUCUGCAUUUGGCAGAAGCCAAUGCGGGCAUACGACACAUUGCUGCUUCGGAGCAACAUGGCAAAGGCAACGAUGGGAGUUUGGAUGUGUGUAUAUGUGUGGAAAUCGAUCACAGAGACACCUGGGGCAAGACGGAAGGCUACGGCUUUACCAUUCCGGUGCUUGAUUAUCAUGGACCUGCAGCUCAAUGA
Molecule: messenger RNA, 2340 nt
Organism: Aspergillus pseudoviridinutans
Lineage: Eukaryota; Fungi; Ascomycota; Eurotiomycetes; Eurotiales; Aspergillaceae
Exons: 7
Coding region: 1-2340 (779 amino acids)
Cellular component (GO): membrane
Source: RefSeq, a predicted model, not a curated record